Messenger RNA from Diatraea saccharalis (sugarcane borer), 2204 nucleotides. The record is from the annotation of a GenBank genome assembly. Lineage: Eukaryota; Metazoa; Arthropoda; Insecta; Lepidoptera; Crambidae.
AGACACUUGCCCAGUGAAACGUGUAGUAAAUGUCAAAUAACCACAGUUGGCAAUGUCGCGGCCGCGCGACGACGCAUUCUCAAUUCGAAUAUUUUAAAAAGCGUCUUUACCGAAGUCUUUUCUUUUUUUUAUACUCACCAAAAACUUCCUCAUUAAUUUUUAAUUGAUAACGCGUAUACAAUCUCUGUGGUUUUAGUGAAGUGGGAAAUCAAAAUGGCGGGACGGAAAAGUUUAUUUUUUCUAUUUGUUUGUGCCUUAACGUCGGUUAUGGACGGACAGACCUUGGGUGGUCCUAUGCACGACAAAGUGGUGGUAUGCUACGUAGCCACCUGGGCAGCAUAUCGGCCUGACGCCGGUAAGUUCUUAUUAGAAGACUUGGAGCCAGCACUGUGCACUCACCUAGUCUACUCCUUCGCUGGCUUGGAUGAAGAGAAAAUGGCUAUCAAGAGUCUUGACCCUUGGCAAGACUUAGAGAAAGACUAUGGCAAAGGCGGUUACAAAAGACUUGUGAACUUGAAAAACCGGUACCCACAUUUGAAGGUAACCAUUGCUAUAGGCGGAUGGAACGAAGGCUCCCUGAAGUAUUCUAAGAUGGCUUCCACUCGGGAGAAUCGAGAGAAGUUUAUACAGAGCGUUCUGGUCUUUUUGGACCAAUACAAGUUUGACGGGUUAGAUCUCGACUGGGAAUAUCCUGCAAGGAGAGACGGCCGUCCAGAAGACAAAGCUAACUAUGUGGAACUUGUCAAGGAACUCAGCGAAGCAUUCAAACCUAAAGGAUAUAUUUUAACAGCGGCAUUGGGUGCUGGCAAAGAUACAAUGGAUGCUGCUUACGACCUAGCGAAAUUGAGCAGAUAUCUAACCCUCAUUCAUAUGAUGUGUUAUGAUUACCACGGCACAUGGGAUGGUACGGUUGGAGCUAAUGCUCCUCUCAAGGGUAUAAAUGACGCAGACGUAUUAAAUGUCGAAUACACGAUUAAAUACAUGCUGUCCCAUGGUGUGAGCCCAUACAAAUUGGUCAUGGGAUUGCCCAUGUACGGUAGAACUUUCAUCUUAAAAGAUCCAGCUGUAAGAAAUAUUGAAUUUGGUAGGACGUCUGUACAAGCAGCCGGGUUUAAAGGACCGUAUACUGGGGAAGCAGGGUUUAUGGGAUACAAUGAGGUAAUCAUUAAUUAAUUUUACUUUAAAACAUGCAUGUAAAAAAAAUCUAUUUUUUUAUUUUAUUUUACCUUUUCUUUUUAUUUUAUCGUAUAGAAAAACACAUUUAUUAACUUUAGGAGGAAUCAAAAAUUCUCUCAAGUCUUUUCCUCAGUGCGCCGUUACAUAGACAGUAGAAACCAAAAAUAUUAUAAACAUGUCUUACAAUUGCGAAUCUUCUCGCAGAUUUGCCAAGAGAUCAGUAACAAAUCAUCGAACUGGACACACCAUUGGCACGAGCAGUCUGCCACACCAUACCUUCGAGAUGGAGAGAGGUUAAUAUCUUAUGACAAUGCACGCUCCAUAGCAAUCAAAGUCAAAACUGCUAUUGACUACGGUCUAGGAGGUCUUAUGGUUUGGAGUAUAGACACUGACGAUUUCAAAGGUGCUUGCGAGCAUGAAUUGAAUGCAUUUGUAGAUUUCGAAGAGAGAUACAAUAAACUAAUUGACGAUCCUCUACUCAAUGAAGCAUUGAAAACGCUAAAUCUACCUGACACAAAUCGUCUCAACAAACGUACGGCCUACUCCGUGUCCAACGGCAAACUAAACUUGCGAACGCCCUUGCCGCAAUAUUCAAACUACCCUCUAAUGGAAACCAUCAAUUCCGCCGCCAUGUUAGCUGUAGAAGAGAAAAGAAUAUUAGACGAAAUGGAAGUAGUUAACAAACAGAAUGUUAUAGAAGACGACAAAGAUGAACCUGAUUCUUCUAGCAGAUUAGGGUGUAGUCUUGCGGUUAUGUUAUGUACUUUGAUUGCGCUUAAAAUAUAGGUUGUUUUUAUAGGAAUAUAUCUGUAAAAUGUGAUGAAUGUAUUAUGUAUAUAAAAUUUAGAAAGUUUCAAAAUAUAUCUUACGAGAAUUCUCCAUGACAAUAAAAAAAUCGUUAAGUAAAAGGAACACUUAUAUAAUUCGUACGAAUUAACAUGACAACUGAAGGCCUAUUCUUGUCGUACACGAAAAAUAAAAUCGGUAAUAUUCGAAUGUUCUUACAAUUUUAUUAAAUUCACAUCUGU